Molecule: messenger RNA, 318 nt
Organism: Trypanosoma theileri
Lineage: Eukaryota; Euglenozoa; Kinetoplastea; Trypanosomatida; Trypanosomatidae
Exons: 1
Coding region: 1-318 (105 amino acids)
Source: RefSeq, a predicted model, not a curated record
AUGAAACUAUGUUUUUCUAAGCGGUUAGCACAAUUCCUUAUUGCGGUGGAGCAGAAGUGCGCUAUGCCACAGUCUUCCCACCUAAUAAACCCUACUUCAAUUUCCUUACACCCCGCAAGGCCUUCCUCGCACAUUAGAACUGGCAAUACCCUCGGUUAUGGAAGACUUGAUAGAAUCGUACGUAAGAGGCGUCUUCAGCAGACCCAGCAAGCAAAAAAAAAAAAAAAUAGGAGUUCAUCAAGAUCAAUUAAACGCAAAAAAAUAGAGACCUGGGGACGGGCCAAGGGUAAAGUAGGUGUGAGAAGAGUUUUCUCGUAG